Messenger RNA from Lottia gigantea (owl limpet), 534 nucleotides. RefSeq lists its product as hypothetical. Gene Ontology annotation, molecular function: glutathione gamma-glutamate hydrolase. Lineage: Eukaryota; Metazoa; Mollusca; Gastropoda; Lottiidae. The transcript has 5 exons. The annotation marks the transcript as partial. Gene Ontology annotation, cellular component: plasma membrane. The record is from RefSeq and is a predicted model, not a curated record. Gene Ontology annotation, biological process: glutathione catabolic process.
AUCAUUGUGGUAUCAGGGUUGGUGUUUGCUGUUGCCAUUACUGUAGCUUUGAUAUUGUCCAUCUACUUAGGACCUCCGCAGAUUGGAGAUACAGGGGCAGUAGCCACUGACGUUGAGCAAUGUUCUGAUUUAGGGCUACAGAUAUUAAAAGAUGGCGGAAAUGCAGUAGAUGCAGCUGUCACGGCAACGCUAUGUCUUGGCGUUAUUAAUCCGCAGAGCUCUGGUCUUGGAGGAGGAGGUUUCAUGUUGGUCCAUGAUCAUAAAGUGGACAAGUCAUGGGUGUAUGAUUUUCGAGAGGUAGCACCUGCAUUACUGACCGCUGAUAUGUUUGGUUCCGAUGAAAACUUUGGUCUAUCAGUAGGGGUACCUGGUGAACUGAAAGGAUUGUCUGCUGCUCAUACAGCACAUGGAAAAUUAAAGUGGUACAACGUGGUAAAACCGGUGGCAGAUUUAGCAAGGAAUGGUUUUAAUGUCACAAAAGCUCUAGGUAAUUAUAGCAAAAAGGAUCUCCCAAAGGGUUAUGAGUCAGUUUGA